Messenger RNA from Haliotis rubra (blacklip abalone), 1050 nucleotides. Its product is annotated as DNA-binding transcriptional regulator BolA-like. The coding region runs from base 81 to 497 and encodes 138 amino acids. The transcript is spliced from 7 exons. Gene Ontology annotation, cellular component: mitochondrion. The record is from RefSeq and is a predicted model, not a curated record. NCBI's taxonomy places the organism in Eukaryota, Metazoa, Mollusca, Gastropoda, Lepetellida, Haliotidae.
GUACCACAAUAUACACGACGUCGUGCAUAUAGACGAUUCGAUGAACGUGGGGACGUGAUCCGUCAUUCAGUCAGCUGGGGAUGCAAUCACUUAGGUCAGCUUUUGCGUGUGUUCAAAGUAUUAGAAGGGCCCAAAUUGGAAUACCUCAGUUGUGUCGCAGUAUGGGAGAUGCUGUGAAUGAGAGGCCUGUUGAAACCUCCAUCAAAAAGAAGCUGGCAGAUGCCUUCCAGCCAGAAGUCCUGGAGGUCAUCAAUGAAAGUCACAUGCACAAUGUUCCCAAAGGUUCAGAGAGCCAUUUCAAAGUUUUGGUUGUAUCGGAAAAGUUUUCAAAUCAGCCUCUAAUUAAGAGACAUCGUAUGGUGAAUGAUACCCUACAGCAGGAACUGAAGACCCAGAUUCAUGCUCUCUCUAUUCUUGCCAAGACUCCUGAACAGUGGAAUACCUCAGAACAGAAGAUAGGUCAGUCUCCACCUUGCCGUGGUGGGGCAGGGCUCUGAUACCCCAGGGUGCAGCGUGUGGUGAGAUGGACUGGCUUGUGAUGCUGUUCAGUCAAAUGGGUACUAGAUAAACAGACAAUGGCCGUCGUGGCAGACCUGAUGUCAGAUUUCUUCAGUUUCCCUUCUAACAUGUGUACGGAGAGCAUGGAUACUGAUGCUACGAUAAUAAAUUAGAUUGGAAGUCUUAAAGCUGUGCAUCAAUGUGUAUGUUCAAUAAACUUAAGAUGAAAUAAUUUAGAAAUUAAGACCACUGCUAUACAAGUUGUCUAGAUGAGGGUGUGAAUGCAAUGGAUGAUCACUGUGGUACAUGAACUGGAAUGUUGAAUAAAUUGGGAGACAGGCUGAAUGCUUCCAUUGCAGAAGAUGGCUUAGAGGAAUUCUGUGUAGUGCUCUGCAAGCAUGGCAGAUGCAGUGCUUUCCUUGUCUGCUGUGCAAAUAUUUGGAAAGAUGUUUGCCUACUUUCUCGAACAAACUAUUCAUUGGGUGGAAGCCUAUUAUGAACAUGAGUCAGUGAAUGUAGAAUUGGAAAUGUGAAUAAAGUGUGAAUAUCUUU